UUAAUUCACUUAGAAGUUUUUUUUAUAAGAUGAUAGAGGUUGCUCUUGACAGAACAACUUAGCUUAUUUUGGUAAUGAAAUUAUAGAGGAAGACAAUUGAUAAAGAGAAAAGCAUGGAUUUUUCUCCUUUUUUUCCUACUCAAACAUCAAGUCUAGAACCAGUAAAAACUGUGGGUACAAAGCAAUAUGAAGAUGAAAGGGGUGUUGAAGUAAAUUCAGGUGCUGCUAUUUCUCCUCGUGCUUCUGGAUGGUAUGCACAGGUUAAAGAACAUAUGAAGUUAAUGAAGACAAGUGAACAUGAAAAGGAAUUCAAGUUUGCUUCAGCUUCUCCUUCUCCUCCUCCUCUUUCAUUUCCUCGUACCUCCAGAUGGUAUGCACAGCCUACAGAGCAUAUGAUCAUGAUGAAAACAAGUGAAGAUGAAAGGAGAUUGGAAGCUACUUCCUCUUUUUCUUCUCCCUCUUCUUCUUUCCAUUAUGAUUCAAUAGCUACAGUUUGUGUGGGCAAAGAUGAGAACAGCAAAAAUGCACUCAUAUGGGCACUUGAUCAUCUGGUUUGUGAGGGCGAUACCAUCCAAAUUCUACAUGUUCGGGACCCAAUAAUAGCUAAUAGUUGGGGGCAAGACACUGCAGUUUUUUCAGAUAAAUAUAGAAAACAAAGAGAUUCCAAAACAGCGGAGAUAUUACAGCCUUAUCAAUACAUGUGUGACAGUAACAAGGUGCGCGCAGAAAUUUUAGUUUUGGACGAAUCCAGUGUAGCCAUUGCAAUUGUGAAGUACAUUUCAAAAGCAAACAUACGGAAGAUUGUUUUGGGGGCAACUUCCAGAAAUCGAAUUUCAAGGAUAAUCAAGCCUCCAGAUAUAUCAACAAGAGUUGCAACGCUUGCCCCAAAGUUCUGUCAAGUAUAUGUUAUAUCCAAACAUCAACAUAUCUCCUUCCAAUCAAGUGUUUAUAUAGAUCCAAAAAGCAAUAUCUAUGACAGUCAAAGUAACAGUUCUUUUAGCAAGGUUUCAGAUUCCAGCUACUCUGGCUCCCUGCAAGAUGAAAACAGACCAAGAGGAUCGGUAGAGGUAGAAGCCUGGCAGGGUAAUAUAUUUCUUACAGAAUCACCUUGUCAACCAUACCAGGGAUUAUCAUUUGGAAAUCCAACAAUGAGUUCAAUAGCAAUGGAGAAAGGAUGUUCAGAAUUACAACCUUAUAAAGAAAACAGGGUGAAGUCUUCAUGUGUGAAAGACCAAGUAUCAAUUGCCUCCAUUGAAACUGAACCAUCCAGAUCCGGAUCUUUCAAAGAGCCACCUCAAUUCAUUGGCACACCAAAUGCAGGACAAACAAAAGUUAAUGAUCUCAAGAGAAGAUUGGGAAAUAUUUUAAAGCUUCCUAAAAGUACAGAAGUCUCAAAUCCAAAUAAUCAAAGUUUCAUUAGGGCUGAUAAUCAAAGCCUGCAGGAUUAUUUGUUACGCCCAGAAUCAUAUCAUGGUAUCAGUGAUCCUGAAACACAGUAUUCUGAGAUAGAUAAGGAAGAGAUCACAUUCCCACUAAAAAGAAAAAGUUUCAGCAAUAUCAAUGAGACAAGAUUAAGAGAGUUCAGAUCUUUAAUCUCAGAAGUUAAUGAGGGUGUCCAUAAGGAUAAUCAGUCUCUUGGUAAAUACAAUUUAGAAGCAAGACAAUAUAACAGAGACAGCACAGGAUUACAGGCUUCUCCUCCAAGGCAUUCGGAUUUUUCAUUCUCUGCAGGAAGAUCAGCCAAAGAAAAUGAGGAUUUAUUUGAGAUCUCUUCACCGGAUAUAAAAUCUGGUAUGCUUUGGAAGACAUCGAAAGGAGAAACCUUAAGUGCUACUUCUAAAACUGUUCAAAGCUUGGAGGAUCCUCCAGAUAUUUCAAAGUUUCAUUCCAGUACAAAAUCCUUAAAUUUUGAUAACGAAAGUUUUCAGUUGAAUAACAAUCUAAGCUUGCAGGAUCGUUUCUCCAGCCCAGAUUUGUCUCAUGAUAACCAGAAUUCUAAUGAACUGAAUUCGAAUUUGGCAGAGAGCGAACCCUCAGAAGAAACCCAAUUUUUUAGGCAUACCAGAAAGACCAAAACAGCAGAACCCAGUUCUUUACUCUUGCAAGUUACUGAAGGUUUCAAUAAGAAUUUCCAGUUUUUUGGUUCACCAAAAACAAAAGGCAAACAAAAUUACAAAAAGGACGUGGAAACUGGGCCUCGUCCUGCGGAGCAUUUGAGAAUUUCAUCCAGUGCAGAAAUAUCGAGUGAUGAAAGUGAGGGUUUUUUUGAGAUACUCCUUUCAGAUUUUGAAGCUGCUACGCCUCGGAUCAUUUCCACCGACGAAAAGUUAGGCAUUGCUUCUAAAUCUUCUGAUAGCGACACGCUGAACAUUGAGAUGAGAGAAAUAGAGUUGGACGAACCAUCUUCAUUGCAGAAGGUCCAUUUGGAUCCAUCUUCAACAGGGUUCAUUGAAGAUAUUGACAGUGAAGUAGAAAAGUUGAAGAUCCAAAUCCAGCGUAUUUUGCAAAUGUAUAAUGAAGAAGUCAAGAGAAAAUGGAAGCAGUUAUAAUUUAAUACAAGAGGUAUGAAAUGUCUUGUUACAGGUUCUAGGGAAUUGAAAUGUCUUGUUACAGGUUCUAGGGAAUUGAUUCUUCUAGCA
Molecule: messenger RNA, 2639 nt
Organism: Cryptomeria japonica (Japanese cedar)
Lineage: Eukaryota; Viridiplantae; Streptophyta; Pinopsida; Cupressales; Cupressaceae
Product: U-box domain-containing protein 52
Exons: 6
Coding region: 114-2549 (811 amino acids)
Source: RefSeq, a predicted model, not a curated record